UUUAAAUUCAUCUUUCGUAUCCGCGCCCGUCGUCCUUUCUCUCUCUAGGGUUUUAUCCUGCCUGCAUCUCGCGUUUCCCCUUUUGUUUUAGUUUCUAUUUCUGGGUCUCAACUCCCCUUCCUCUUCGCGUAGAAUUUUAACUUGUUUUUUGCUCUCACUGGAAAUUUCUAUAGUUUUUUUUUUUUCAGUUUUUCUUCGUCUUUUUGAUAAUUUUUUAUUAGUUGAAGAAAGAUAAUUUGGAUGGAGUUUGGAGGCGCGAAAAAAAGGGGUAGACCAGACGGUGGAAUCAAUGGCAAUGGCGGUCUGAAGAAAUCCAAGCAAGAAAUGGAGUCGUAUACUACUGGUAUAGGAAGCAAAUUGAAGCCAUGCACAAAGUUUUUCAGUACUUCUGGGUGUCCGUUUGGGGAGGGAUGCCACUUCUUGCAUUAUGUCCCAGGCGGGAUCAAGGCUGUCACUCAGAUCCUUGGCAGCAAUCCAGCUCUUCCUGCUGCUCCCAGAAACCCUGUAGCUCCUCCUCCAUUCCCAGAUGGACCUGCCCCAGUUGUGAAAACUCGUUUAUGCAACAAAUACAAAACAGCUGAAGGAUGCAAGUUUGGGGACAAAUGUCAUUUUGCACAUGGUGAGUGGGAGUUGGGCAAGCCAACAGUUCCAUCACACGAGGAUCCCCGUGCUAUGGGACAAAUGCCAGGACGAUAUGGUGGUGGUCGGAUGGAUGCAACUCCACCAAAUCUCGGGGUGGCAGCCAGUUUUGGAGCCUCUGCUACUGCUAAGAUCAGUAUUGAUGCAUCUCUUGCAGGUGCGGUUAUAGGCAAGGGUGGGGUCAACUCCAAGCAAAUCUGCCGAUUGACGGGAGCUAAGCUCUCCAUAAGGGAUCACGAAUCCGAUCCCAACUUAAGGAACAUUGAACUUGAAGGUUCAUUUGAUCAGAUCAAGCAAGCCAGCCAAAUGGUUCGAGAACUUAUUGUGAAUGUCAGUGCUGCUGCAGGGCCGGCCAUGAAAAACCCAGGCAUGUCUGGCCUGGCCCCUGCUAACAACUACAAAACAAAACUUUGUGAGAACUUUACCAAGGGAUCUUGCACUUUUGGAGAAAGGUGCCAUUUUGCGCAUGGAGCAGAAGAAUUGCGCAAGUCGGGAAUAUGAACUCUAUGUGUUGUGAUGUGUUGCCCUGCUCUUGGGUCUUUGAUCUUGUUGUGGUUUUAGGUGUUGUCUGUUUUACCCUCUUUAUAGGGACGGGUAGAUGACAUUUUUAUAUUAGAGUUGGCUAGUUUUGUUAUUCCGAAAUCUUGAAUGAUGCGCUAUUUAUUGAUGGGAAUUUUGCUAUGCUUUCUGAAUUC
This is a messenger RNA of Sesamum indicum (sesame), 1334 nucleotides long. Its product is annotated as zinc finger CCCH domain-containing protein 14. NCBI's taxonomy places the organism in Eukaryota, Viridiplantae, Streptophyta, Magnoliopsida, Lamiales, Pedaliaceae. The record is from RefSeq and is a predicted model, not a curated record. Gene Ontology annotation, molecular function: metal ion binding; mRNA binding.